UAUCAUACGAGCGACAUCAAGUAUCGACUGUCGAUAUCGAUGCACCGACUUGCGUUGUACCGGACUGAAGUUGCCACUAUUUUCGAACUUCGGUCAGUUGCAUCGUCACUAGCGGAAGUAGCGGAACAACGGCGCUUGGCGUGGGAUCAAUCUCGAUCCGAGAGGCUGAUGCGCGUCGCGACGCGUAAUCGGUUAUACGAACGAGAGAACGACAAUGGAGAAACGAGAGGAGGAGGAGGAGGAGGAAAAGAAAGAAAAGGAGGAGACAUCAGGAAGAUAAUUAAUCAUUUGUCAUUCUACACUGGAGUUAAAUAAUCGUUUAUGUGUGGGACGAUCGCAUUAUCAAUGUAAUUUACAUUAUGGCUUCAUCGGAGUUUCAAGAAUGGACUUAAACUAAUCGGAAGAGUUCGGUGCUUAAGUAAAUCGCGUAUAAUUCAUCGCGUUUCUUUCACUUUGCGUAAUUUUAACUUCGGGAGUGCCGCACAAAGUUUCGUGUAAUUCUCGUAUUGCGAUAAUUAGUUUGCUCGUGAUUGUAAUUAAUCGUGAGUGAGUAUUACGUGAAUGCAGGAGAGAAAGAGGAGGACCAAAAAGUAUCGGACGUCAGAUGGAGCAACUAUGAAUUUACUGUAGCUUCCAAAGGAGCUUGUAACUCCGCUUUUGGUCAUCGUACCUGUGAGGCGAGGACGUGAGGGUUGAUCCGAUGAAUGGGGCCGAGCUCUGACAAAGUUUUUAGCCGGGGGCGAUCAUGACAGGAACAUACCGGAGAUCGAAAGCGCGUACGAAGAUGAGGAGCAGUUCGCCAGGGGCAGCACAACUACCCCUGGUGAAGCCAUCGUCGGUGAAGAGAACGACGGUCAAGGUGGAGGUGGCACGAACAACUUUCCCCUGAGAAUGGCGUCCGACGCAACGAGGGGUCGAUUCACCGCCGGCGGCUUCCUGCGGGGCACCGCCGGGCAACAUGUGAACUUCGACCCCGAGGCGCCUCCGCUGCCGCCGGCGCACGUCGUGCAGACGACCUGUCUGCUCGAACGGCCGGAAAUUGACAAGAAAGUCAAGAGGCACAGCAUACAUGGCAUGAUGGAGGAAGAGAACGUCGUAAGACCUCAUCAGGAAAUGGCCAGCCUGUCGCUUCAGGAGAAGAAAUAUCUUCUCGCUGUCGAGCGUGGAGACGUGGCUUCCGUUAGAAGAAUGCUCCAAAAAGCCCACGAUGCCGACAUUAACAUUAACUGCGUGGAUCCUCUCGGACGAUCGGCCCUCCUCAUGGCGAUCGAUAAUGAAAAUCUAGAGAUGGUGGAGCUUUUAAUAGAGCACAAGGUCGAUACUAAGGAUGCGCUUCUUCACGCUAUCUCCGAGGAAUUUGUUGAGGCGGUGGAGGUUCUUCUGGAGCAUGAGGAAAGUCUGCACAGGAAUGGCGAGCCACAUAGCUGGGAGGCUCUACCUCCUGAUACAGCCACGUUCACGCCCGACAUUACGCCGUUGAUCCUGUCGGCUCACAGGGACAACUACGAGAUCAUAAAGAUCCUCUUGGAUCGUGGAUCCACUCUGCCGAUGCCGCACGACGUACGCUGUGGAUGCGACGAGUGCGUGACUUCGAGGAUGGAGGAUUCCCUGAGGCAUUCGAGGAGCCGAAUAAACGCCUAUCGGGCGUUGGCGUCGCCGUCCUUGAUAGCACUGUCGUCUAAAGAUCCCAUCCUGACUGCUUUCGAGCUCUCCUGGGAACUUCGACGGCUCUCGUUCUUGGAGCACGAAUUCAAGAUUGAGUAUCAGGAGCUCCGAAGACAGUGCCAAGAUUUCGCGACCGCAUUGCUGGACCAUACUAGAAGUUCCUACGAGCUUGAAGUCCUGCUGAAUCAUGACCCAACGGGACCAGCUUUUGAGCACGGAGAGAGGAUGCAUCUUAACCGCUUAAAAUUAGCAAUUAAACUGAGACAAAAGAAGUUCGUGGCGCAUCCCAACGUACAGCAGCUAUUGGCAUCGAUCUGGUACGAGGGUCUGCCGGGAUUUCGAAGGAAGAAUAUGUUCCUGCAGGCGCUGGAGAUUGUCAGGAUCGGCGUUCUCUUCCCGUUCUUCAGCGUAGCGUAUAUAAUCGCGCCUCACAGCAUGGUCGGUCAAACCAUGAGAAAGCCAUUUAUCAAAUUCAUCUGCCAUUCCGCGUCGUACUUCACUUUUUUAUUCAUGUUAAUUCUGGCUAGUCAGCGGAUAGAGAGCGUGAUCGGUAAUUGGAUGGGACACGAACCAGACGUUACGGAGUACGAACCAGCGCCGACAAAAAGAGGCGCCGCACCAACGAUCGUGGAAUGGUUCAUAUUGGCCUGGGUGUCGGGGUUGAUCUGGUCGGAGGUGAAACAAUUGUGGGACGUGGGCCUGGAGGAGUACGUGAACGACAUGUGGAACGUGAUUGACUUCGUAACGAACUCGCUGUACGUAGCCACGGUGGCGCUCAGGAUCGUAGCGUACUACAGGGUGCAAAAGGAGAGGGACGAGGCGCUCGCGGGAUCGGGACCGAUGAUCGAGCUCCAGCGUGAGGAGUGGGACACCUGGGACCCGAUGCUCAUCUCCGAGGGCCUCUUCUCCGCCGCCAACAUCUUCAGUUCGCUAAAGCUCGUCUACAUAUUCUCCGUGAAUCCUCAUCUCGGCCCGCUGCAGGUCUCCCUUUCGAGGAUGGUCAUGGACAUUAUGAAAUUCUUAUUCCUCUACAUGCUGGUUCUCUUCGCCUUCUCAUGCGGUCUCAAUCAACUUCUCUGGUAUUACGCCGACCUGGAGAAAAAACAAUGUCGCUAUGCGAUGUCGCAUUCUAAUAUUAGCGCCAGUCUUAACGUCGACCCUAACGCGUGCACCGUUUGGCGCCGAUUCGCAAAUCUGUUCGAGACAAUACAAACACUCUUUUGGGCGGUUUUCGGCUUGAUAGACCUCGACAGCUUCGAACUAGAAGGCAUCAAGGUGUUCACCAGGUUUUGGGGCAUGCUGAUGUUCGGUACUUAUUCGGUUAUUAACAUCGUCGUCCUCCUUAAUCUUCUGAUUGCCAUGAUGAAUCAUUCCUAUCAACUAAUCUCGGAACGCGCCGAUGUCGAGUGGAAGUUUGCGAGGAGCAGACUCUGGAUCAGCUAUUUCGAGGAGGGCGGUACCGUUCCGCCGCCGUUUAACAUCAUACCGACCCCGAAGAGCGCCUGGUACGUCGUACAAUGGAUAUAUCGGAAGCUCUGUGGACACAGCAGGGCGGCCAAGAAGGAACACAUGCGAACAAUCAGGCGAAAGGUCAAGCAGGCUUCCGAGCGGGACUUCAGGUAUCAGAGUAUCAUAAGGAAUUUGGUAAGACGAUACGUCACCGUCGAGCAACGCAAGGCAGAAAACGAAGGUGUCACGGAGGACGACGUGAACGAAAUCAAACAAGACAUCAGCGCAUUCCGUUGCGAGCUCAUCGAGAUACUGAAGAAUUCCGGUAUGAACACCUCCACCGCGGCGAGCGGCGGAGCCGACGAUAGCCUUAAAGAGCUGUCCGUAGGUGCGGGUGGCAAGAAAAACCGUCAGAAAGAGCGGCGCUUAAUGAAGGGUUUCAACAUCGGGCCGCAACCCGGCGGAAGCGGCACCCUGCCGCCUGUCGCCGAAUUUAUCGCGUCCCUUCAACAAGUCCAGCACGAAAACUCCCAUGACUUAUUCGGCUCUACUCUAAGCGGCAUAUUUGGGCCGGGCACAACCCCAAAGAAGAGCCCACAUCAUACCAGCACUAAUAGCGUACCCGGGCUGGCCACUGGGUCGCGACAAAGCCACGGUACCAGAAGCAGCUCCCGGAAGAAGCGCUGGGGCACUUUGAUUGAGGCUGCGAAAGCCGGAAGGGUCUCCAGACUGAUCGGUAGAUCUCGUUCAGAGGACUCUGUAUACUCGCCAGCGUCCGAAGAUGGCGGCUCGCGAUCUGAAGGCUCCUCAGAUUCAAAGACCUCCUUGGAGGGAACCGGUCACGAUGUACAAGGUGUCCAGCAACCCCAUCACUCUCAUUCUCACUCUCAUCACGUGCAACAUCACGAGGCGCAUCACAUGUUUACCCAUGGCUUGGGCCCGGCUCUAGCCGCCCUGAGGAAGAAGCGAAAGAAGUUCUCCGCAUCGAGGUCGUCCACACCCGCGAUGACCAGCAGCACCAACACGAAUCCGGCGGACUCGAGCACGACGUCCUCGAUCGCCACCGUUCUGUCGGCCAGAAAGAUCUCCUCGAAGAAGUUGCUGCAACGUGCGAGCAGCGUGCCCACCCGGGGCCCGGAAUUAACCCCGCAGUCGUCAAUAGCGUCGUCGCGACGGCACGAGGCCACGCAGAGCCAGCAGCCCAGUCUCGACGUCGUCGAGAUGGUCAUCAACGAGCGCGUCAACGCGCAGCAAGGUGUUGUGCCACUGACGCCGUCGACCACCGAGGAGAGCGUGGUGGCGAGCGGCUCGACGUCGAUCACGGCGAAGCGAAACGGAUCGGCGGCGCAGCUGCAACAUCUUCCCGGUAUCGAGCCGAUUUCCGGCCACGACGUGUCCGCCGGCUGGCUCUGAGGAAACGGAUGUGUCGCCGACGGGCGGCGGCCGACCAGCUGACACAGGAAGCAUCAAUCGGAACUCAGCUUGGAGCUUCGUUUACGGCGGCCAUGAGGCUGAAACGACGUUGAUGACGAUAGUGCGCGUACGCACGCACGCACGCACGCACGCGGUACGACCGUCCCGACGUCGGCAGACGCACAAUGAUGCCUUUCUCGCAACGCGACGCGCCAUGCCGAUUAAACGUAAGAGCGACGUCGAUCGAGAAUCUCGAAGGAACCCCCGUCUCUCAUCAGGAUCUUAUUUCCUUUCCUUCAUCUUCAGUUCCUUUUUAUUACGAACACUUCAAUGAGACGAAUUGGCUCGAAAUUUGAGAAACACUUCAAACUUAUUGGUACGUUAUAUUUUUUACAUAUUUAUUUUUAUAUUCUAUAUUUUAUAUGCGCGCACGAAAGAGAAUUUCCAUGAUUAUUCUUGAAAUUUCAUAUUCUUUUCUAUCUCAAUUUAAAUAUUUUUGAGCAGCGGCCGUAUAAAACUAUAUUUUGUAUUAUUUACGUAUUACUGCUACUGUUCAAUUAUUUUUUGAAAUUAGUAAGGGUAAUGAAAUAUCAUGUAUGUGAUUGAUCGCGGUAUCUUCUCGCGCGGUGUCUUUGAGUGACGAUCGACGGUGUGUAGACUGUAUUGAGAAUUACUACUAUUACUACUAAACUGCCAGAGAGAAAGGAGAAGUGGUAUGUGUGAGUCUCGGCGGCAAAUAGCCUAGUCAACACUAGUCAGAGUCAGAUCUCGUAACGGGAGGUUGGAAAAAAUUAUUAUUAUUAUUAUUAUUACUGUUAUAUAAUUAAAUGGUCUAUCGAGAAACGCGACGAACUACAUUACCUCAAACGGGAAUGUCUGUCGCAUCUCUUCAGAGAGCUGGUCUACUGAAGAAUGAAACUCAUAGCCUUCUAGCUGCUCUCAAACGAUCGUUGUCUUGACGAUUUGUUUCUUCCAUAUAUUAUAAACACUUAUCUCAUUCUAGUCACACGAACUAAUCGAUAAUGAAGCAUUGCCAACGGACGAUUUCUAUUAUUUUUUAUUCCACGAUAGUUUAGGGCGGCCACAAACGCGCGGCGUUGAAAGAGAAUCAAUUAUGUAACAACUUCAGUAAGACAUAUACAAUAGAUUGUAUGAAAGAGAGAGACGGCUGGAUCUUUAAAGUCCCACAUUUUUCUGCAAAAUUUCGAUGUAAAAUCAAUUAAUUGCUCCGUUAAUUGCGCAGCUCGUGAUUGAUGACGAGUCAUCUUUUAACGAUCCAACGCGUAACUCUCUGCCUAUAUUAGGACUAUCUAACGGCUGAAUCCUUUCGUCGACAUCGAAUCGGCGAGAGGGCGAGAGAGAGAGAGAGAGAGAGAGAGAGAGAGAGAGAGAGAGAGAGAGAGAGAGAGAGAGAGAAGAAAGACGUCGAAUCGAUUCUCGCGAGGCGCAGGAGAACAAGAACAAGUGGCACGACCAAAGAACACGCCGGUACAUAGUACAUAGUCAAGUAGUGGCCUAAAGGAACGAGAGUCCUAGAUAUUACGUACUAUUUCUUAGAUAUUACGUGUAUGUACGUUAAUAACAAUUAUUACUAUUGUUAAUGUUAAACGAAUCGCGCGAUUAGCACCACAGGUAAGUUCCUGAGGAGCAAGUCGCCCUGAGGGCAUUGUCCAAUUGCUCGCUCGUUUCGUCCCCCUUCGUCGUCAAUCUCCUCGCGGUCUCGUUAACGCUGUAAGAGAGAUAUAAACAUUAUCAAAGCUAUAUAUUUACCAAGCGGAUCAAACCGCCGAAAUAAUAUUUUUUUGUAAAAUAAGAUUUGAGCGAGUUAAUUAAGCAACUUUAACAGAGGUAAAUUUUUAAUAGGAGUUACGCGAUAUAUUUAAUAUUAAGAAAUUGUACAAUACGUGCAUUAUAAAAGAAAAUUUUAUUUAUUGUUUUAUUUAUUGUUUUAUAAUUGAUAUUCUAUUACAGAACUAAUGUAUAUAAUUUUUAAAAAAGACGACGUAACGUGACGGUUUGGCACUCUUGGUAGAUGUGCAGUGAUUUAGUUAUCAUCUUACCUACGUGUGUAUUAUUUAUAUGAGAUUAUUAAUGUAAUUGUGUAAAACUAGAUUUCCCAAUUGGUGGUAAGUAGCGCGAGUGUGAGAGGAAAGGAAGAAAGUACCGCGAACGUAACGCAAGCAGAACCAAUUAAUUUUAAUAGACACGAAAUAGAGUCUGAAAUGAUUUCGAUAAAACGACAAGUCCUGCGAAUCCGAUUGAAUUUUGUUAUACGAUCACGAACGUAGGAAAGUGGUGAAAUUUUUCUGUUUUCCCAUACGUGCGACGUCCUGCGCGUCAAGACAAAUAAUGAAAAGCGACCUAGUGGUGUCAAAAAAAUCUCUGUCGUAGUUGCAGGAUUUUGGACGUUUUCCAAAGAUAACUUGAUCACAAUUCAGAGUCCGUGGUGAAUUACGGGCACUUGAAUUUCUACGUGGAACAUAAGAAUAACAAGCGCGACACCUGCGGCAUUAAUCGCUCGAACAAUCGUACGUUGCUUGAAGCGACGUAUCGCGUUUUGAAAACGUGUAGCUACAGAAACGUGAGAAAACAGCGCGAGAAACAAAAAUCAAUUUGACAUCCGACUCCGAAUUUAAUUUCAAGCGCGUAUCCUAUUUGCGGCAUAAUUAACAAAACGUGUCGAGCACAAAAAGACUUCUACAUUCUUUCCAUUAUGUAAAAAUAAUAUUUAAUAUCAAAUUUAACACUAUAGUUAAUUAUUUGAAAGAUGCUUAUCUGAUAUACAUUUGUAAAUGCCGUUGCAAUCGGAUAUUAAAUUUGGAUGGAUAUAUUACAAGAGACAAACGUUUUAUCCGAUACAAAGCGAUUACAUUGAGUAUGUGUGUGUCGUAGUAUCGAUUGAAAUUCGAUGGGAAUCAGCAGGCGGCAAACGAAAUGUGACCAUUAAUAAAAUAUCAUUUAUUCUGAUAAUCCGUUUAUUUCGCAUUCAGCAUUUUCUAGAGCGAAUAGAACAGAGAACACAGUAUAGCGUUCAUAACGCGAUUAAUUUAAAAGGAGGCAAAUAUGGGUGAUGGAGAAUCGUAAUGUACAUGGAUAGUCUAUGAAGGCAUCGAUUAAUAUUAAUUUGAAUGUUCAACGUGGAUCGUUUUGUGAAGUGAAACGUAUAAAGUUAUUAAAACAGUUUUCAGUCUACACGUGAUGCAAUUUCAAAUUUUUUAUUAAUAAUUACAUAUUUUUAAUUAAGUUAUAUCUUUUAGUUACUAUAACGUUUUUGACAUAGAGAUCGCGCGAGC
Messenger RNA from Monomorium pharaonis (pharaoh ant), 7820 nucleotides. It is a transcript of the gene Trpgamma, whose product is annotated as transient receptor potential-gamma protein. The transcript has 23 exons. Gene Ontology annotation, cellular component: cation channel complex; membrane. Gene Ontology annotation, biological process: calcium ion transmembrane transport; regulation of cytosolic calcium ion concentration; manganese ion transport. Gene Ontology annotation, molecular function: store-operated calcium channel activity; protein binding; inositol 1,4,5 trisphosphate binding. Bases 892 to 4527 code for a protein of 1211 amino acids. NCBI's taxonomy places the organism in Eukaryota, Metazoa, Arthropoda, Insecta, Hymenoptera, Formicidae. The record is from RefSeq and is a predicted model, not a curated record.